AUGCACACAUCUACCAGAGGAUGGAUGGUCAGGUUUUUCCUGAUAAGCAGUUUCUUGUCAACGCUGGUUGAAUCCAAACCAGCGACUAAUCGUUCCAAUUUUGACGACGAUAAUGACCUCGCCGAUUUCGGGCACCUUUUGAUCGAUCUGGUUGCCAAGAUGAAGGCUGGCCAUUGCUAUGCCUUCAUCACGGAUAAUAUCUACCAGGUUGUGUUAACGGGUCGUCUCUUCCGCGAGAUUGAAACCUUUCCACGUUACGUAGUUCAAAUUCCGGACUAUGAAGACACGCUAGAUCCCGGAACACGUGUCCGGUGCAUGCUCGAGGAAGUUCGGAAAAUCGGUUGCGGGGCCUAUGUUAUAUUGCUGACCAAUGGGAUCCAGAUGGAGCGGUUGUUACGCUUUGGGGAUAGGACAAGGAUAAUCAAUACUCGCGCAAAGUUCAUCAUUCUCCACGACUAUCGCCUGUUCGUGCCUGACCUGCAUUUUCUGUGGAAACGGAUAGUAAAUGUUGUUUUCGUCAGACAGCUGGUGAUUGACAAAGCCAAGAAAAGGCAUGAAAGCCACCACUACGAACUAAGCACCGUUCCGUUUCCGUUCCCCUUGAGAGGAGUGUUUAUUUCGCGAAGGCUCGAUUUUUGGUUCAACGGAAAAUUUCGAAAAGGCCGAAAACUGUUCUCGGAUAAGACCACUAACUUGGACGGACAAUCGAUGAAGGUCGUAGUGCUGGAGCAUACACCGGCGAUAUUCAGAACCACCCACAAUGAGACGGACGAGCAUUUGAAGUACUACGGGUUGGAAGUGGAGCUGCUCAAAGCGAUUUCCGAAGCAAUGAAAUUUGAAAUGGAUUUCUACGAAAGCGAUGAUGCAGCCGUUGCCAUGUGGGGUACCGUAACAGACGGCGAAAAUGCUACAGGAUUACUCGGAGAAAUGAAUGAAGGCCACGCUGACUUUGCGUUGGCUGAUCUCCACCACACGCAAUACCACUUGGAAAUCAUGGACCUGAGCAUCCCGUACAACACCGAGUGUCUGACGUUCCUGACUCCGGAAGCGCUGACCGACAAUUCUUGGACGACGCUAAUACUGCCUUUCACCGGAGGAAUGUGGGCUGGCGUCCUGGCAUCGCUGUUUUCGAUCGGAACCGUAUUCUAUGCCCUGUCGAGGCUUCUCAUGUUCGUACGCCACGAACAAUCCUAUCGCAGCGACUUGGAUAUGAUUGCAAAAAGAAGUAGAAAACGCAAUCGGAAAGUUCAUUUCAAGAUAGUUUGUGGUAUGGUGAAUAGCUAUAAGAGAGCACUGGGUAACCGGAAAUGGUUGAAGUUCAAGAAGAAAUCGACGGAUACCUCAAAUAUGAACAAACUGAAAAUGCUCAAAAUGAUUCCAUUCAAAAGACAAGCUCUUCCUUGGAAAGAUCCCCUGCCUCCCCGGGACAUAUUUGAUACUUUCUCUGGAUGUAUCAUCUAUACGUAUAGUAUGCUUUUGCUAGUUUCUCUGCCACGACUCCCAAAAGGUUGGCCUUUGCGCCUCCUGACUGGAUGGUAUUGGAUCUAUUGCAUACUUCUGGUGGUUGCCUAUCGGGCUUCAUUAACCGCAAUUUUGGCCAAUCCUGUGGCUAGGGUUACCAUCGACAAGCUGAAAGAUCUCGCCGAUAGCCCCAUCCGCUGUGGAGCUUGGGGAGAACAGAACAAAUUAUUCUUUCAAAGUGCUUCGGAUCAAGUGUCCAUGCAGAUAGGGCAGAAGCUCGAGCAUACCCCCAAAGCGGAAGCCGCGGUCGAACGAGUCGUUGAAGGACAUUUUGCGUAUUAUGACAACGUGUACAUGUUGAAACAUCUUCGGGCAACGCGAAAGUCUGCUAAAGCUCGCGAAACGUUACACAUCAUGGAAGAAUGUGCCGUCCACAUGCCGAUAUCGAUUGGACUGGAGAAAAACUCACCGCUGAAACCAAAGGUGGACAAGUAUGUUCGGGCCCUGGUGGAAGCUGGGCUCACGAAGAAAUGGCUUGCCGACGCCAUUGAAGAGUUCCAGUCCAACGUCGAAAUUCCCCCACAAGAAGCUACGAUGGACUUGCAAAAGCUAACGGCUGCCUUCAUAGCACUGGCCAUUGGUUACGGCGUUUCACUGCUAGCCUUCAGCGCAGAGAAGCUGUACUGGCGGUUUGUGGUUGAGAAGCAUCCUGCCUAUGAUAAGUAUAUCGUUGGAUCGUACCGCGGAAAGGUUGUGAGAUUUUGAAGGAAUGAUCUUUAAGGAAUAAAGUA
Messenger RNA from Aedes aegypti (yellow fever mosquito), 2252 nucleotides. RefSeq lists its product as uncharacterized. Gene Ontology annotation, molecular function: glutamate-gated receptor activity. The transcript has 3 exons. The coding region runs from base 1 to 2226 and encodes 741 amino acids. The record is from RefSeq and is a predicted model, not a curated record. Lineage: Eukaryota; Metazoa; Arthropoda; Insecta; Diptera; Culicidae. Gene Ontology annotation, cellular component: membrane.